Aspergillus nidulans FGSC A4 is the source of this 1908-nucleotide messenger RNA. Its product is annotated as putative acetamidase. The record is from RefSeq and is a predicted model, not a curated record. NCBI's taxonomy places the organism in Eukaryota, Fungi, Ascomycota, Eurotiomycetes, Eurotiales, Aspergillaceae. The transcript has 4 exons. Gene Ontology annotation, molecular function: amidase activity. The coding region runs from base 1 to 1758 and encodes 585 amino acids.
AUGCUUCCACCAUUUGAUUACUUCACCUAUCGGCGUGUCCGGACCAUCAAGCGCCAGGAACGAGCUGCGCGGUUCGCUUCUCUGCCUCCAGACUAUCAUGCGCCCUUUACAUCAGCGGACAAAAGGAUAGUUUCGGAGCCCAUUGAAGAGCUCGUACAGACGGUCCAGGAGGGCACGCUCUCCCCUGUCGAUGUCCUCCGGACGUACGGCAAGGUUGCCGUGAAAGCACAAGAGAAGACGAACUGCAUUACAGAACUUCUACUUCCCGAGGCGGAAACCUGGGCUCAGACUGAGGUCAACCUCAAGGGCCCGUUGGCUGGAGUGCCCGUCUCGUUGAAAGACUCAAUCCAGGUCAAAGGGUUCGACAUCUCACUCGGGUACUCCCGUCUGGCGGGGAAACCGUAUGCAGAGGAUGGCCCGCUGGUGAAACUGUUGAAAGAUGCAGGGAGGCUGACCAUUGCAGGCGCGGUACCGUAUGCGAAAACAGCACUCCCUGUGACGCUUCUGUCGUUCGAAUCGGCCAACGCGCUCUGGGGACCCUGCCUCAACCCUCACGUACCCCAGUAUUCUCCCGGCGGAUCAACAGGCGGAGAGGGUGCUUUGCUCGCUCUGGGUGGCCGCAUCGGUAUUGGCUCGGACGUCGCGGGUUCUGUCCGUGUUCCCGCUGCAUGGAGCGGUAUCUACUCUCUCCGUUGCAGUACCGGUCGCUGGCCAAAGAAUGGUGUCAACACCAGCAUGGCGGGGCAGGAGGGGGUGCCGAGCGUUUUCAGUCCAAUGGCUCGUACGUUAAAUGACUUGACGUACUUUACCCGAUCAAUCAUCAGCAUGAAGCCGUGGAAGUACGAUUACACCGUUCAUCCAAUCACCUGGCGGAGUGAGGAAGAGAGCGAGGCAAAGAGCAAGUCUCUGAGAGUCGGAUUGAUGGCAACUGAUGGCGUCAUUCCUCCCACUCCGGCUAUUCAACGCGCUGUGACUACCACGGCGGCUGCCCUUUCUGCUGCAGGACACCAAGUCGUCGAGAUCACACCCCCAGCGACUGCGGACCCGUUUACCGGCCUUCACCUUGCCUCGCAGCUCUUGAAUUCAGACGGCUGCGAGACUUUCAACUCGCACUUUUACAGCUUCGAGCCGUCCGAUCCGGGUGCUGCGCAACUGUCCCUGAUUGCAAACCUGCCCCGUCCUCUUCGGUACCUCUACUACCUCUAUGUGCGGUAUAUCCGCCGCGAUGAGAAAUGGGCAACUUUGAUCCAGAGCUUCGGUUCCAAGAGCGCAGCCCAGCAAUGGAAGCUCGUCGCAAAGCGCGAGGCCUUCCGGUCAACCUGGCAUGCCUGGUGGGACGCUGAGUCACAGCAGUACGACUUUAUCCUGUGCCCGGUCAACGCGACACCCGCGCUUCCACACAAGGCCAUGAAGGACGCUGUCUCGUCUUGCGGAUACACCUUUCUCUGGAACCUGCUCGACUACACCACCGGUGUGCUGCCGGUGUCGCACGUCGACCCGAAGAAGGAUGCUCUGACGGCUCCGUAUAAAACGGUUUUGAAGCAGCUGGGGGCCAACCAUGCUCUCGCGCAGGGUGCCUGGAAGCACUACGAUGCGUCUAAAAUGGCAGGCCUGCCCACGGCUGUGCAGGUGGUCGGUAGGAGGUGGCAGGAAGAGAAGGUGCUCGGGUACAUGGCGGCCGUUGAGAGCGCCUUAGAGAAGUUUCAUGAUCCAAUUACUGGCGAGGGAGGCAAAUACCCGUUAAUCGAGCUUGAUUAAUUAUUUAUCUUAUUAUGAAGCAUUCAAUGAGAACAACUUUGGCUGAUUUUGAGCAUUGCGAUCAAGAUGUCUUGAUGGAUGUUGCAGUCAAACAUGCAGGAACACAAUAUAAUAUCGUUCAACUACAAUAAAUAGAUGCAUUGCAGAACU